AUGGCGAACGAACAGAAAGGCCCAGUCGAUCCGUCGAUCGUCAACGAGCAGUAUUAUCACGGUAAGUACGUCAGAAUUUUUUGGAGACUGAAAUUUUAGGUCUGCUUCCUCGUGAGGACAUCAAAGUAAUGUUGCGUCAGAACGGGGAGUUUCUGUUGCGAACCACGGAGCCCACCAAAGAGGCGACGCGUUCCUACGUGCUCUCCGUCAUGGUAUAUCAGGAGAAGGAGGAGAACGGUGUAAAGAUCUUUCUCACAAAAGUUUUUACCUUGCAUCUUGUGCAAUGUUUGCUUUUUGCUAUUUUUAGAUCAAGCACUAUGUUAUCCAGAAUCAUCAUGGUCGCUGGUCCAUCGAGAAGUUCGGUUUUGACAGCAUCAAGGCCAUGAUCGAUUACCACAUGAGCAAGGGCGAUUCCAUCUCCAAAGUUUUGAACAAUGUUAUUCUGAAGACCCCGAUUUUGAGACAGAGCUGGGAGUUGGCUCACGAAGACAUUCAGUGUGUCAAAAAGCUGGGCGAGGGAGCAUUUGGUGAGGUGCACAAAGGGACCUUGAAGAAGUAUGGCAACGUUAUUGAUGUGGCGAUCAAAUUAGCAAAGUUGGAGGCCUUGACCAAGGAGCAGAUCAAGGAGAUUAUGAGAGAGGUAGGAGUGGGUGGAUUUUGAUGAAACUUGGAAUAGCGGAAGAUUGAAGUCUGAUAGGGAUAUGGGAAAGAUUUCACAACGUGUUUCGCCGAAGCAAUUAAGAUAUUAUUGAUUUACUCGAAACAGAUAUUGCUUUAGAUAAUUUUUGUAAAAUAGUUAUAGUUUUGAAUCUCUAAUCUGACGAACAGCUUAUUUAUCACUAUUAAAAACUCUUUCUAUGCCUCUAGUAUUAUUCCAUGACUUGCAGGCCCGCCUGAUGCGCAACUUUGACCACGCAAAUGUCGUCCGGUUCUUUGGAGUGGCUGCCGGUCAAGAACCGCUGAUGGUCGUGAUGGAGUUAGCCGACUGUGGUUCCCUCGACUCAUUCCUCCAGAAAAAUGAGCAACCCGUUGAGAAGAAGAAUGAAAUGUGUGUUCAAGCCGCAUAUGGAGUGGAGUACCUUCAUAAAGAAAAUGUGAUCCAUCGUGAUUUGGCGGCCAGAAAUUGUCUCUACGGAAACGGACAGGUCAAGAUUAGUGACUUUGGGUUGACUCGAGAGGGAACGGUCUAUCAGAUGGAUCCACACACGAGAGUGCCGAUUAGAUGGUAAGAGAUUUUUUGGAGGUGUCAUGGAUAAUAUACGCAAUGGUUUUAGGAGCUGAGAUAAGGAUGUGUCAUGGUUCGUAGAUGUGUUUUAAAAUUUUUUAUGACGUUUCUUGCCAUUGUACAAACUUAGGAACAUGUAUUGUACAAAAUAUGAAAGUUGCGAUAUUACAUUAGGUUCUAGUUAGGUAUGCAAAAUACUAAUGUCAAAUUCAUUCAACUUCUUUCAGGCUGGCUCCAGAGACCCUUCGUAUCUUCAUCUACACUCAGAAGACGGAUGUUUGGGCUUUUGGUAUCAUGUGUUGGGAGAUCUACUCCAAUGGUCAAGAACCUUAUCCUGGAAUGAGCCCUGGAGAGACUUUUGUCAAGGUGAAUUUUUUUUUUUUUUUUUGAAUUUUAGGAAAGGUUAUGAGACAGGCUGACAUCGACGUAUACUGUAAUUUUCAGGUCAAAGAUGAGCAGUAUCGCAUGACUUUACCGCCUUGCACUCCACCUGAAAUGGUCAACUUCAUCACCAAGAAAUGUUGGGCCGAAAACCCGAACGAUCGCGCUUCUAUGCAGGAGUUGGCCCAUAAGUUGGAAUUGUGGUGGAAAGUCCCUCGUGCACCCGCGCCCAGCAAGAUCUCCGAAGUUUUCACCCAGAGGCCUUUGAAGAAGAAGAAGAACAAAAAGGGAUAA
Messenger RNA from Bursaphelenchus xylophilus (pine wood nematode), 1900 nucleotides. The record is from the annotation of a GenBank genome assembly. Lineage: Eukaryota; Metazoa; Nematoda; Chromadorea; Rhabditida; Aphelenchoididae.